Plasmopara halstedii is the source of this 1614-nucleotide messenger RNA. RefSeq names its product gtpase-activating protein. The coding region runs from base 1 to 1614 and encodes 537 amino acids. The record is from RefSeq and is a predicted model, not a curated record. The transcript has a single exon. Lineage: Eukaryota; Oomycota; Peronosporomycetes; Peronosporales; Peronosporaceae.
AUGACUUGGGACCAUGACAGCGUGUGCAAAGACCACGAGACGUCUGCUGCACGCGUGCAUGGCCGUCAACUUGUGUGCUUUCGCCCAAAGUGUCGAUUUCGGCUUACUAAAGCAACAUUAAAGGCACAAGAAGACGAUGUAGAGAUGGCGUGCCACUGCGAGCGCCAAGUGCUGCAGUGCUUCGUGGGCCUACAUCAGCAUACUGACAAUGAGAUGGAUAUGGCUGAAGCAUCAUAUCGGCAGCGUAUUCGAAAGUGGAAUGAGCGGUUUGCCGCCCGUGAUUGGGCGCAAGAGCGGGUGUGUCAGAAAUGGAAGGAGAAUCAAAAGCGCUUUACGAAGCAGCAAGAAAACGUGCAAAAAGACGACACGAUCAGCAGCAAAUCACUGACUACAACAGCCAAAAUGGCGCUUUCUACAUUUGCCUCAGCAGCUGAAGAAUUGCUACACUCGCGUCAGUUUAACGUUUUGUUGAAGGCUGGAGUGUCUCCGCAGCUUCGUGGACAGGUCUGGUGGAUGUGUAGCGGUGCAGCAGAGCUCCGACGUGAAGCGAAAGAAUCGUAUCCAGCUUUGUUGCAUCGAUUACAUACACUGAGCAAAUGUGCAGAAAUGGACAUUGAAAAGGACUUGCCCAGAACCUUUCCUCUUGCGCUUCGCGAGUCAAUGCGGCAAUCACAAGAGUUCUCAGACGAAGACAGCUUUGGUGAACUCCGUCGGGUUUUGCAGGCUUAUUCUCUUCGAAAUCCGACGGUGGGAUACUGUCAAAGCAUGAACUUUUUAGCUGCAGUGUUGUUGCAACAUAUGGGAGAGGAAGAAGUCUUUUGGGUUCUGGCAGCUAUCGUUGAGGAGCUGACACCCCUGUAUCACACACGAACAAUGACAGGCAGCCGUGCAGACCAGCGCGUUUUCUCGGAUCUGGUCACUCAAAAACUGCCUGUUCUAGCGAAUCAUUUGCAAAUGUUGGGCGUUGACUUUGAGCCAUUUACACUCAAGUGGUUCCUAUGCCUUUUUUUAAACACACUACCUUUCGAGCCUGUUAUGCGAAUUUGGGAUCUUUUCUUCUGUGAGGGCAGUCAUGUUUUAUUGCGAGUGGGACUUGUGCUAUUAAAACUAAAUCAGCCUCGCAUCAUGGCGUGUGACGAUGCUCUUGACGUGUACGAAAUGUUUAAAGUAUCGCAUAAAACGUUGCAGGAACUGACGGCUCCGUACCGAUCUGGCCUGCUUAAUCGUGACGAAUGUGUAUGUGAUACGCUGGUUCGGCUUGCAAUGGACAAAUCUUUUCUAGGAACGAUUCCAUUUGAUACGCUACACGAGUUGCGUCAGUUCUAUCGAUGCGAGAUUGAAGCAGAAAUUCAACAAGCUGAAGCGCGAUGCCUGGAACAUCAAUGCAGUACUAGUGCCCAACCGGCAAAUUCCUUAAAUUGCUCCCGCACGUAUCACGAAGAUCGUGCAUUGAUGCUAGAGUAUGACUUUCUGGAUGACUACGCUUGUAGCUCUGGCGCGGAGGUGUCUCCUUCAUUGAAGAUUCGUUUUAUGGAUUUGUAUGACAGCGAUGACUCCAGCGCUGACUACUUCGUUGACGUUAUGUACGACAUUUCUCUUCAACACUGUCGCUAA